AUGGGCAAGAAAAACAAGUCGAAGAAGGAGGGGAAGGGAGAUAAAAAGAAAAACCAAAAGAAUGACAACUCUCUACCUGAGAGCAAGAAAAAUGUCAUCGAGGACCCCUCGCCUGUUCUAAACGAACAAAAGGAGGAGGACACUCCUCCCCAAGAUACAGAAACCCCUUCUACUCCUGAGGUAGUAGACUUACCACCAUCAACAGAAACUGCCGACGCCAACCUUGAACAAGUCCAAGGCGACGCCGCGGAUCAACUGCAGUCAUCUGAAGAUUGGAGCGUGGUUGCUCCCCAUCAACCACACGUCGAGGACUACGAAUCUACGUUGUUGAUGCCAGAUGAGAAGCAUUCACCCGCCCAAUCAGUGAGUGGGAAAGAACCACAGCCCUUGCUUGUGCCUAACUCCGAAGCGGCCGAAGAUACCUUUGAAGACGCUCAAGCAGAACCGGCUCAGCCAGACAUAGCUGGAGACUUUGAUGACUCUUGGGAAAAGGAUUUCCCCGAGGAGCCUGAACACGUUGUUCCGUCGGAUGAAGUAGCAGAACAAAUUCCAGAAACAACAGAAGCAGCACCAGAAGCAGCAGAACCAGCUCCCGAGCCAACAGAACCAGCACCUGAAGCAGCCAAACCAACAUCUGAAGAAACAGAACAAACCCCGGAAACAACAGAACAAGCUUCCGAAGAACAGCCAGCACCAGAAGGAGCAGAUAAAGCUUCAGAAGAAGCCGCAGAACCUGCGCCCGAAGCAGCAGAACCAACACCGGAAGCAACAGAAGAAGUAACAGAACCAGCACCGGAGCCAACGGAACCAACGGAACCAACACUGGAAGGAACGGAACAAGCUCCAGAAGAAGCAACAGAACAAGCUCCGGAAGCAACAGAACCUUCAGACGAAGCAGCAGAACAAAAACUGGAAACAACGGAACCAUCUCCGGAGGCCACAGAACAAACGCCGGAGGAGGCACCGGAAAAAAUCGACGAAGAUAUCCCAGCAGAGAUCCCAGCAGAGGCUGCUGCAGAGCCAACGGAGCAAACUCCAGAAGAGACCCCGGAGCCUGAAACCAAAGUUUCUGCUGAAGAACCUGCAGAAGACGACUGGGGUCACGAAGCAUUCGAAGAGCCGGCUGAAGUAGCCGAUCCGACUGAAUCAACAGAAAACAAAGGCAUGCCCGAAGGUCAACAACAGGAGGAGAAAGAGGUGGAUUCCUGGGAAGACCGUGAAGAGCCUGAGCAGUUUCAAGACCUUCCAGAAGAGACUGAUAGAGAGCUCCCGGCAGAAACUACAGCAGAAACUACGGCAGAAAUUCCAGCAGAGACUAGUCAAGAGCCCCCAGCAUUGACUCCAGAAGAUACUCCAGCGGAUACUCAGACAGAGGCUGGUCAAGAACUUCCGGCAGAGGCAGCAGAGACAGCAGAAGUCAAGCACGACCACCCGGAGGACGAUAAAGAGGCCCCAGCAGAAACAGAGCCGGAGCCAACGGAGGAUAAUCCCGUCACACACUCAAUUGCGAGUCCGACACCCCGUGCGCCUGCGCCUGCACCCUUACCAUCGCCCGUCCCGAGUCAGCCACGUUCAGUGCAUUCUCCAGCACCAGCACCACCGGCUGAUCAUCCUCUCUCUCGCCGCGGCUCACCUCUUGCAUAUCACACCUCGCCAUCCUACAAAUACGCUAGCCCUCAGAUGCAAGCAUACAAUCCUUACAUGAUUGGUAUGCCUGGCCCUCCACCAAUGCACCCCGGAAGUGUAGCAUCACCCUCUGCCAGUUUCGCCACAGCCUAUCACUCUCCGACAAUGGAGCAUACACCAAUGGCAUCUCCGCAUAUGUACCCCCGACGUGGAAGCGCAUAUCCAAACGGCGCAAGAGACUAUUCCAACGGUUAUUACAAUGGCAGGAUGGAUCGCACCUUGUCUGGCGGCAGUGGCCAUAGUUAUCGGAUGGACAGAACAAAUAGUCAGCAUGCAGAAGAGGACCCUGGUCAUGAGCACCACCAUCUCUUAGGUCGUAUCGAAAAGGCCAUGCCCGACAUUACACGUUUGCUGGAUAGCUUCAAAGAGACCCGAAACAAGCUCCAAGCCAGCGAGGCUGAGUCACGGCAGUUACAGGCUCAACACGAACAAGCCAUCAUGCACAAGGACUUCUACAUCGAAGCACUCCAGGGCCAAAUGAAGAAAGCUGCAACAGAGACUGCAGAAGAAUACUCCAAGUUCAAGGAUGUCAUCAGUGGGCUCCGUAUGGAGCUUGGAAAUCAGCAGGAGAAAGCCAAGGAUCUGAAAGAGUAUCUCGACGCGUCUCGAAAGCAGAAUGAGGAACUCGAAACCCUCAAGUCAGAGCUCGAGAGCGAAAUCCAGACUCUUCAAAAAAAGAUUGAGGAGCUGCAGAUAGAGCAUGAGAGAGCUUUGGAAGAGGCGAAAGAGCAUGAAAGAUCCGAGCUGGCCACGCAAAAAGAAGAACUGACAAAUUUGUUUGAGGAGAUCAGAGCUGAAGAUGAGGCUGCCGCCAACGAGCGCUACAACGAGCGCGAAAAGGAGCUUCUCGAUGAACAGGCAGCUCUGAAGUCUGAAUGGGAGGAGAAACAGCGUGGAAUGGAGGAGGCACAUGACAACAUGCGAGCGGAACACGAAACGGCAAUCAACGACAAACAUGCCGAGCUUCAGAAAACCCUCUCCGAUUUGGAGACUGCAAAGAGCGAUUUGCAAGCGGUCAGCGAUUCCCUUGUGCACAAGUCCGAGGACUUGGAGAACAAGGAGAGGGAGCUAGAUGCAACGAAGGAGGAGCUUGAAGCCAAGUUGAUAGAGAUCAAGCAAGCACAAGACGACCUCCACAACAAACAGGAUGAACUACACGCUACUCAGGCCGAACUACAGACAACACUUGAUGAAUUGGAGUCUAGAAAAUCCGAACUUGACAACAAGCAUAAAGAGUUGGAGGAAGCCCAUAAGCAGCAUUCCGAGGAGAAGGAAGAACUUAUAGGAUCCCACUCUGCGGCCCUCGAUACCAUGCGCGAUGGGCACUCAACAGAGCUCAACACGCUACGUGAUACACAUUCCAAUGAGAUCGAUAACCUUCGCAGUACUCACGAGACAGCCUCGAAGGAAAUGGAGGAGCGCUUCGACAAGCUUUCGAGGGACUACAAUGAGAAGGAAAAGACAUGGGCAGCCGAAAAGUCAACCCUCCAGAGACAUCUCAACGAAAAGUUGGAUGAAAUAGCCAGCAUGGAAAGGGAGAGAGAGUCCCUGGAGCGCGACGACAUGAUGCGUGAAAGGCAGCUCCAAUCCGCCGUUGACGAAAUGCGCCGAACCAUCGACAACAUGGAGAAUGACCGCGAGAAACUGAGAAAGACGUUGACAAGCCUAGGCGAAGCAACAGACCUGAAAACUUCGAAGGGUGAUCAAUUUUUCGUGGACUCAUUCAACCAACUUUGCCAACUGAUUGUCGACUUAUCCAAGGAACACUUCUCUUACCUCCCCAUCGACCCGCCAAAGGACAUUCUAGAGAAGAUCCCUCCCGAUAUGCCGUCUUUUUUAGACAAUACGACAGCUUCGCGUGAGCUCCGAUCAGCCUACAUCCAGCACGUCAUCUCCAAAACAUUGACCUACCGCAUAUUCCAACCCUUCCUAUUCACGCUCGGACGCCGCUACGACAAAGCCGAUACAUUCUUCCAGGUCUUGUCCAUGGACAUCCGUCGCAAAUCCGUUCGUCGGGAAGCGUUCUGGAGACAGCAAACUCUCAAAGCCGCAUACACUACAUCCGACGCGAAGCAGUCUAUCAAUGUAGUCGCAGCUGUGAUCGUGGACGAAAUCGUCGACCAUAUCAAGCAUUUCGCAGAUCCGAAACAGCUCGACGCUCUGCUCGGCGGUGUCAGACGCAUUGUCAAGCUUGCCGCGGAGACCUGGCGUCAUGCCCGCGUCGAGCGUGAGCUUGUGCUUGCCACUAUGCCAGCGCCAGAGUCUGGAGGCGAUGUCAAUGACGGCUGGGACGAGUAUACAUGCGGCAGGGCCGUUGAAGGGGUCAAUGGCAACAGCGGCAGCGGUAGCAGCAGCAAUGAGUCCGGUCGCCAUGUGCUUCUCCGAGUCUUCCCCCGGAUUUACAGGGAGGCUGCCCAUGAGGACUUUGCGGAUGACAAAGAGAAGAUGAAUGCCUGCAUUUACUACCCCGGCACCAUCUUAUACUCGAAUUCUCCCUCCGUGAUCGCUCGUAGAGAGGAGCAGGGCCAAAAGUCGAAUGGUGAGACAGUCCGUUCGUCGACUCCUUGA
Talaromyces atroroseus is the source of this 4254-nucleotide messenger RNA. RefSeq lists its product as hypothetical. The record is from RefSeq and is a predicted model, not a curated record. The coding region runs from base 1 to 4254 and encodes 1417 amino acids. NCBI's taxonomy places the organism in Eukaryota, Fungi, Ascomycota, Eurotiomycetes, Eurotiales, Trichocomaceae. The transcript is spliced from 2 exons.